Messenger RNA from Candidozyma haemuli, 1653 nucleotides. Its product is annotated as Rab GTPase-activating protein. Bases 1 to 1653 code for a protein of 550 amino acids. The transcript has a single exon. Lineage: Eukaryota; Fungi; Ascomycota; Pichiomycetes; Serinales; Metschnikowiaceae. The record is from RefSeq and is a predicted model, not a curated record.
AUGGCCUCCAUAGAUGCUGCCAAAGACUAUGGCCUGGACCAUAUGCCUUCGCCGCUUCCACGGAGCGAGACUGAUGUGUCUCAUAAUUAUUCAUUGCUAGAUUACUAUGGCAUGGACGGUUUCGAUGUUCACGACCAGGGCAGCGAGACGUCGUACGUGAAGGUGUCGAAAGACGUUCCGUUGUCGAAAAACGAAGGCGACGGUGCUAUUUUCCCUCCUCCCGUGGAGGUCACUGGCUCUGAGGAACCGCCUGCUCUACAACCUCCCACAGACUCCAAGCAAGCCAGCCUGGCGCUUUUAUCGUAUAAACCUGUGGUGCUGGAGAUAGACAAGAAGAGCAUUUUGCAUAGCGACUACGACAUGUACGGUUUCAAGAAGGACCUGUCGUUCUUUGACUCGUCCAAGAAGCAAUAUAACGAGUGGUUUGGCGAGUAUGCCGAUCAGCUCGUUCAGCAGAAGAAGAAGUGGAAGGUUCUACUUAAGAAUAACGGGUUGGGCUACUCCACGGGCCUUCCUAGCCGUUUUCCUCCUAAAAGUGAUAAAGCAAAGAAACUAGUGAGGAAAGGUAUCCCUCCGGAAUGGAGAGGUGAGGCUUGGUUCUUUUAUGCUGGUGGCCUCGAACGUCUUCAUAAGAAUGUAGGCGUUUACGAGAAAAUUGUUGCCGAUACGGAUGGAGUCACUAAUAAAGAUACAGAGGUGAUUGAGAGAGACCUCAAUCGAACCUUCCCAGAUAACAUCCACUUUAAUUCGCUGAUCUUGCUGGACGAAAAGAUAGAAACGGAGAAGAUCAAAUCGCUUAGAAGGGUUUUAGUUGCAUUCGCUCAUUACCAGCCACAAAUCGGCUACUGUCAAUCCUUAAACUUUCUUGCUGGGCUUUUGCUUUUGUUCAUGAACGAGGAGCGCUCCUUUUGGAUGCUUGUCAUUAUGACAGAACGGAUCCUUCCCAAAGUGCAUUCUGCCAACCUUGAAGGUGUUCAUACCGAUCAGGGCGUGUUGAUGCUCUGCGUCAAGGAAUAUAUACCCAGACUAUGGCAGAUCAUCGGCAAAAACUUUGAAGGAGCGGUUCUUUCAGAUGAUAAGAUCCUCACUCGUUUACCGCCCGUCACUUUGGUUACCCUGUCAUGGUUCAUGUCGGUGUUUAUCGGCGUGUUGCCUAUUGAAUCUGUGCUUAGAAUAUGGGAUAUUCUCUGGUACGAGGGUUCCAAAACCAUCUUUCGGAUAUCCCUCACUAUCUUCCGUCUUUGCUUGGAUCAUCCACAAUUCCUGAACGAAGAAAAGAAGCAAUCUGAUUCUUCAGAGCUGGAACAAAUAGAGCUCUUCCAGUUCAUGCAAAGUUUCCCCAAGUCCAUCACCGAUCCGAACCUACUUGUUGAUAAAUGUUUCAAGAAAAUUGGAGGCUACGGUUUUGGCUUCCUUUCGCAAGACGAAAUCAACAAGUGCCGUGAGUUCGUAGCUCAGCAAAGAAGCAAGCUCCGUAAUAAGGCGUUGGUAACCGCCGAAAUGAGCGAUAUGGAGAGGGAAGCAUUAAAGAUCCCGGAAACGCCCGAAAUCCACGACGUCUACGGGUUCCACAAAUCUGUCAUGAACGGAGUAGCAUGGAAUAAGCAUCUCAGCAGCAAAAUGAAGAGCAAAUUCCGGAAACACAAGCCAUAG